Punica granatum (pomegranate) is the source of this 4503-nucleotide messenger RNA. Lineage: Eukaryota; Viridiplantae; Streptophyta; Magnoliopsida; Myrtales; Lythraceae. The record is from RefSeq and is a predicted model, not a curated record.
CUCUCUCUCUCUCUCUCUCUCUGCUGCUCUCCGCAUUUGCCUGCUCCGGCGACUGCUCUGCCUCCUCUCUACGUUUCUCUCUCCUCACUUCCGGCGGUCACUGAUCUGUGGCGCAGCCGCUCUUCCGCAUCCGUAGCUGCUUGCCAACUGAAGUGAAUGAAGUUCUGUAAUCUACUGAUUUCCUGCUGAAUCAGUGAGUGGCCCUGAUCUGGGAUAAUCUGAAUCCGGCUCUCCGGGAACUACGGCCUAAGGGAGCUCCCAAAUCCCAGUGGGGGGCAACUGCCCCCAUUGCCCCCACUUCUUGUGUCCGUUUACUGUGGUGUGGUUAGACCCGCCCUGAUCGAUCCAUGGUCCUUUUAGAUCGGUCAUGGCGAACUUCUUAGCUCAGUUCCAGACCAUCAAGGGCUCCUCUGAUCAUCUCGUCGUCGCCGUUGAAGAUGUGAGUGACUUGUGGCCAACUGUCAAGAAAGGAUUCGAAGAGCGGAUACCAUUCAAAAGAGCUUGCUUAAAUAAUAAGACACGUAAUUCGGUGUUUGUUGAGAACUUGCCUGCCGAAUUCAUCUUGACAACAGAUGCGAGACUCCGGAGCCGGUUUCCACAAGAACAGUCACUAUUUUGGUUUCGAGAACCAUAUGCAACAGUCAUCCUGGUUACAUGCGAGGAUCUUGACGAGUUCAAAACCAUCCUAAAGCCGCGCUUGAAACUAAUAGUCCAGAAUGACGAGCGUGAAUGGUUCAUCGUGUUUGUUUCUAAAGCUCAUCCAAGCAAUGACCAGGCCACCAAAAUGGCAAAAAAAGUAUAUGCCAAACUUGAAGUUGAAUUUAGCUCAAAGAAGAGGGAAAGGUGCUGCAAAUUCGACAUGCAUGGUCCUGAAGCAAAUUUCUGGGAAGAUCUGGAUAUCAAGAUUGUUGAAUCCAUCAGAAAUACACUGGUUAGGCGAGUCCAGUUUUACGAGGAUGAGUUACGAAAGCUCAGUGAGCAGCGCUUCAUGCCAGUUUGGAACUUCUGCAACUUUUUCAUAUUGAAGGAAAGCUUGGCAUUUAUAUUUGAAAUGGCUCAACUUCACGAAGAUGCAUUGCGCGAGUACGAUGAACUAGAACUCUGCUACUCGGAGACAGUAAAUGUUGCUGGGAAACAGAGGGACUUUGGAGGAGUAGAGCGGGGUGAUGAUCAGGCAGCACUGCUUAACCCUGGAAACAAGCCACUAACCCAAAUUGUUCAAGAUGACUCCUUUAGGGAAUUUGAGUUCAGACAAUACCUCUUUGGCUGUCAAGCGAAGCUUCUAUUUAAACUCAACCGCCCUUAUGAAGUUGCAUCCAGGGGUUACUCAUUCAUAAUAAGCUUCUCAAAGGCCUUGGCGUUAUAUGAGAGUAUACUUCCUUUUUGUAUGCGUGAAGUUUGGGUAGUAACUGCUUGCCUGGCUUUGAUCAAUGCAACUUCAUCCCACUAUAAAGAUGGCCUUGUGGCGCCAGAUGUGGAAAAGGAGUUCUAUCGUCUUGAAGGUGAUCUCUAUUCGCUUUGCAGGCUCAAGUUCAUGAGACUGGCGUACCUGGUUGGUUAUGGAACACAUUUGGAAAGAAGUCCUGUCAACAGUGCUUCACUGAGUAUGCUACCUUGGCCAAAGCCCGCAGUCUGGCCAUCAAUUCCACCUGAUGCUUCAUCUGAGGUGCUUGCAAAAGAAAAGAUGAUCCUGCAAGCUAGUCCCAGAGCCAAGCACUUUGGUAUCCAAAGGAAACAGUUGCCUCUUGAACCUUCAGUAUUGUUGCGAGAGGCUAACCGACGCAGAGCUUCGCUUUCUGCUGGAAAUAUGCAUGAAAUAUUUGAUGGAGGGAUGUCACCAUCAAAUAAAUCGCAUGCAGCUGCUAUGUCGCGUACCAACUCAUCUCCUGGAAAUUUUGAAAGCUCAAUUGAUCGGCCUAUGAGACUUGCGGAAAUUUAUGUUGCUGCAGAACAUGCCUUGCGGAAUACAAUUUCAAAUCCCGAUCUUUUGAAAUCUUUGUCAUCUUUGGAAGAAUUUGAGCAAAAAUAUAUGGAACUGACGAAAGGUGCUGCUGAUAAUUACCAUCAUUCAUGGUGGAAACGACAUGGAGUUGUCCUUGACGGUGAGAUUGCAGCCGUCAGCUUUAGGCAUGGAAAUUUUGAUCUAGCUGCAAAGUCAUAUGAGAAGGUCUGUGCUCUUUACGCGGGCGAAGGAUGGCAUGAUUUACUGGCUGAAGUCCUGCCUAAUCUAGCUGAAUGUCAGAAGAUAUUGAACGAUGAAGCUGGGUACUUAUCUUCUUGUGUGAGAUUGCUUUCUCUGGGUAAAGGCUUGUUCUUGACCAAGGAGCGUCAAGCUUUUCAGUCUGAAGUUGUCCGUCUUGCACAUAGUGAGAUGAAGCAGCCCGUACCCUUGGAUGUGUCAUCGUUAAUUACAUUUUCAGGCAACGCCGGGCCUCCUGUGAAAUUAUGUGAUGGGGAUCCUGGCACUCUAUCUGUAACUGUAUGGAGCGGUUUUCCUGAUGAUAUAACUCUUGAUUCGCUUAACCUCACUUUGAUGGCUACCUUUAACACUGAUGACGGAGUUAAGGCAUUAAAGAGCUCUACUGCAAUUGUUUUGAAGCCUGGAAAAAAUACUAUUACCCUUCCUUUGCCCCCACAGAAACCGGGGUCGUAUGUCUUGGGCGUUCUUACUGGGCAGAUUGGGAAAUUGAAAUUUAGAUCACACAGUUUCUCCAAAGGUGGCCCAGCUGACAGUGAUGACUUUAUGAGCUAUGAAAAACCAGUUAAACCUAUUUUAAAGGUUUUCAAUCCAAGGCCUCUGGUUGAUCUCGCUGCAGCUAUAUCAUCCGCUCUAUUGAUAAAUGAGCCUCAGUGGAUUGGGAUAAUAGUAAAGCCAAUUGAUUAUUCCCUGAAAGGCGCAGUUUUGCACAUUGAUACUGGUCCGGGCCUGAAGAUUGAGUCACAUGGCAUUGAGAUGGAAGGCCGCACCAAGCCAAUAGAGAAUACUGUCGCCGAAAAUGGUUCUUUGACUGAGAAAAAGAAGUUUGAGCUGUUAAAACUUGAGAAUGGUCGGGUAGUAUUUCCAGAUUGGGCAAGUGAGACAGAUUCUGUUCUGUGGAUUCCAAUUCGAGCCAUUAGUGACCAGCUUCCAAAAGGAUCAUCUUCAGGGGACUCCCAGAAGCGGAGCAUUGUUGAUGGGAUGAGGACUAUUGCACUCAAACUUGAAUUUGGAGUAUCCCACAACCAGAUAUUUGACAGGACCAUAGCCGUCCAUUUUACUGACCCUUUCCAUGUCACAACUCGUGUUGCCGAUAAAUGCAAUGAUGGUACUUUGCUUCUGCAGGUUACACUCCAUUCUCAAGUAAAUGCAAUGUUGACCAUUUAUGAUGCUUGGCUUGACCGUCAAGGUGGAGUUGUUCAUAUGGGAAAAGGUGAUGGCAGGCCAACUUCAGGCUUCUUUCCUCUCAUCAUUUCUCCCACCACACGAGCUGGAAUACUUUUUAGUGUAUGCAUGGAGAACAUGGUCUCUGGAGAUGAAGUUAAGGCAUCUGAGGCUGACACGAUACUAAACAUUAAAUACGGAAUCUCUGGUGAUCGGACGACCGGGGCCCACCCUCCCGUCUUGGUAGAAUCUGCUGAGUCUGAUGGCACGAAGCAGGAUUUGAUCUUCAGGAGCGCCCUCAUCUUUCAGAGGCCAGUCCUUGACCCGUGCCUGGCAGUUGGUUUUCUUCCUCUUCCUUCCAGCAGCUUGAGAGUUGGGCAACUAGUUACCAUGAAAUGGAGGAUCGAGAGGUUGAAGAAUUUCGAGCAGGACGAAAUAUUGUAUGAAGUCAAUGCGAAUACCCUGAAUUGGAUGAUUGCCGGUCUUAAAAGAGGGCACGUCUCUCUCUCCCCUGAGCAAGGUUCGAGAAUUGUUAUCUCGAUAUUGUGCGUCCCCCUUGUGGCGGGUUAUGUUCAUCCUCCACAGUUGGGGCUUCCAAACAUCAAAGAAGCAAGCAUAAGUUGCAACCCGGCAGGGCCCCACCUUGUUUGCGUCUUGCCACCGGCUCUGAGCUCCUCUUUCUGUAUUCCCGCAUGAAAGAUCACAGCUCCUGAUGCAUUUCUGUUUUGCGUCUGCUCUACUUUUACAUCCGUCCUCAUACAUCUGUGCAAAUUCUUCCGAGGUUCGGGCAUUGGAGAGAAGAGGCUUGGUUAAGGCAUUCCGGUUCCGCUAAACACAAUAUUCUUUCUUUUCUCUUGUUUUUAUUCUUCUGGUGUCAUAGUUUGAAAUCUUAUAUCGAAGUACAUCACUCGGUUUGUGUACAGUAGGACAUUGAAAUUCAUCUUUGUUGUACAACACAGAUCAUAGCGGUUGGUAGAUAGACAUGAAUUGCCAUGUUUUCACUCAGUUCCUUGGUGCAGAGAACUGAACUUUGGAAAAUGAUCUGUUUAUGUUGAUGUAGAGGUGACACUGAUGCGGCACCAACGGAUGGGUCCUCUGAAUUCUAUGAAUCGACCACACUAAUAAAUUAUAGUUCCAACUUA